Messenger RNA from Antechinus flavipes (yellow-footed antechinus), 4626 nucleotides. RefSeq names its product pyruvate dehydrogenase phosphatase catalytic subunit 1 (gene PDP1). The transcript is spliced from 2 exons. Gene Ontology annotation, molecular function: cation binding; protein serine/threonine phosphatase activity. Lineage: Eukaryota; Metazoa; Chordata; Mammalia; Dasyuromorphia; Dasyuridae. Gene Ontology annotation, biological process: protein dephosphorylation. The coding region runs from base 416 to 2026 and encodes 536 amino acids. The record is from RefSeq and is a predicted model, not a curated record.
ACGCGGCCCUUCCUCCUCGGCUCCCCCGGGCCGGCCUCCCCCCGCCUUCCUCGCCUGUCCCCUCCCGACCCCUCCCUCUCCGCUGGUUCCCGGCUCCACGCCCGCCUUCCUUGUUCCCACCCACCCGGCCGCCCCGCAGCCAAUAGGGAGGCGAGAAGGGGUUCGGGGCCGCCCGGCAAGGUGCCAGAGCGGGGCCGGGGUUGGGGACAGGGCGGGGGCUGGGGCCCUAGUACCCGGGACCUGCGCCUCGGGCUUCGGGGAGGAGAAGGCGCGGGAGGCUACACCGGAGCUGGAGCCGCAGCCGGAGCCGCUCCUGCCGCCCUCCAGCUGCUGCUCCCCAGGGAGAGGAGCCAACUCCCCGGACGUGCCCGGAAUCCCAGUCAGAAGUUCCAGUUUGCCCCUGUACGCUGAUGCCAUGCCGGCGCCGACUCAGCUGCUUUUCCCCCUGAUCCGUAACUGUGAGCUCGGCCGCAUCUGCGGCACCGCGUGCUACUGCCACCACACGCACCUGUGCUGCUCCCCACCUCCCUUCCCUCUCAGCCGCCUGAGAUACGCUCCCCAGAAGGCCUUCGCCACUGUUUGCCGGCCGAAGGAUCCCUUCUGGCAGUACAGCCAUGCCAGGAGGUACGCCACCACCCCUCAGAGAUUUUACCUCACCCCCCCGCAGGUCAACAGCAUCCUGAAAGCCAACGAGUACAGUUUUAAGGUGCCUGAGUUUGAUGGCAAAAAUCUAAGUUCUGUUCUUGGAUUCGACAGCAAUCAGCUGCCUGCCAAUGCACCCAUCGAGGACCGCAGGAGCGCAGCCACUUGCUUGCAGACGAGGGGGAUGCUCCUGGGAGUGUUUGAUGGCCAUGCAGGGUGUGCCUGCUCUCAGGCCGUCAGCGAAAGGCUUUUUUACUACAUUGCCGUCUCUUUGUUGCCGCAUGAGACUUUGUUAGAGAUUGAGAAUGCGGUGGAGAGCGGCCGAGCCCUCCUUCCCAUCCUGCAGUGGCACAAGCACCCCAAUGAUUAUUUCAGUAGAGAGGCAUCCAAACUCUAUUUCAACAGCUUGAGGACUUAUUGGCAAGAGCUCAUAGACUUGAACACGGGGGAAACCACUGAUGUCAAGGAGGCUUUGAUUAAUGCCUUCAAGAGGCUUGAUAAUGACAUCUCUCUAGAAGCACAAGUAGGGGAUCCCAACUCUUUCCUCAACUACCUAGUGCUUCGAGUGGCCUUCUCGGGGGCCACUGCUUGUGUGGCCCAUGUGGAUGGGGUGGACCUACAUGUGGCCAAUACCGGGGAUAGCCGGGCCAUGCUGGGAGUGCAGGAAGAGGAUGGCUCGUGGUCGGCAAUCACCCUGUCUAAUGACCACAAUGCACAGAAUGAAAGUGAAGUAGAAAGGCUAAAACUAGAGCAUCCUAAGUCGGAAGCCAAAAGUGUCGUGAAGCAGGAUCGGUUACUGGGUUUGCUGAUGCCCUUCCGGGCAUUCGGAGAUGUCAAGUUCAAAUGGAGCAUUGAACUACAGAAGAGAGUGAUAGAAUCAGGCCCAGAUCAGUUGAAUGACAAUGAGUAUACCAAAUUUAUCCCCCCCAAUUAUUAUACCCCUCCAUAUCUCACUGCCGAGCCAGAAGUCAUAUACCACAGGUUAAGGCCACAGGAUAAGUUUCUGGUGCUGGCAACCGACGGUCUGUGGGAGACCAUGCACAGGCAGGAUGUGGUUAAAAUAGUAGGCGAGUACCUCACUGGAGUGCAUCAACAAAGCCCCAUCUCCGUCGGAGGUUACAAGGUAACUCUUGGACAGAUGCAUGGUCUCUUAGCAGAAAGGAGAGCCAAGAUCUCCUCUGCCUUUGAAGAUCAAAAUGCAGCCACCCAUCUCAUUCGUCAUGCAGUUGGCAAUAAUGAGUUUGGGGCUGUGGAUCAUGAGCGCCUCUCCAAGAUGCUCAGUCUUCCUGAAGAACUUGCUCGGAUGUAUAGGGAUGACAUCACAAUUAUUGUUGUCCAGUUUAAUUCUCAUGUGGUGGGAGCAUAUCAAAACCAGGAACAGUGAGUGACUGAAAAUUAAGGCGAUUAGAGGAUGAAAAGAGCAAAUUUGAAGGGUGAAAAGAUUAAAAAAAUAUAUAACUUGAAAAAUCCUUCCAGUGGGUCAGCCCAUCAAAUCAAGCAUUUAUUCAUUUAAAACCCUAACAUGCCGGUAUGUUUCUAGAAUUUGGGAGAAUGUCAGGAAAGGGCUAAUAAGAUGACUUCUCCAAAGGUCUGAAAAAAAAAAUGAUGCCUUAGCUUUGGCCAGACACAGCCUCCAGUUGAUCAGGAAAAAGACACUUGGAGACCUAUUAAGUUCUCUUUAUAAGUGUCUCCAGGGAGGGCAGGCUUAAUUUGACCAGUCUUUUUGAAAUAGCCAUGACCUCAGGAUAGGACCUUGACUAGACAGUGAAAGAAAUUUGUUGGAUCUAUGCUUACUGUAGAAAGGGAACAAAAUAAUGUAUUCAUUUGCACCCUGAUUUUCUUUAAGAAAAAUUUCUGUUCCACCAAUGAGCAAAACUGUUCCUUACCAUUUUUAAUUGCAUACUUCCCCUGUGUGUAUUUAUUUACACAUUAUUCAUAGAAUUGUUUUUAUUUAAAUGGGUUAAGCUAUAAGUUAACAAAAUUCAAGCAAUUCAAAUUUAUUCAACCUGUUUGGUUUAUAACAUUUAAUUUAAUUGAAAUGCUUUUGGAAAAAAUAUAACCAAUUUUUGGCCCCUUUCUGUCCCACCUGCCUCCCACCACCCCAAUAUCAACUUCCUAAUAGAAUUGAAACAUAGCUACUCUUACAGUAGUUUAAAAAAAAAAAAAACUUUUUGGAUCUCUUUCAUUUGUUACUGUUAAUAAACAAGAAAAAAAAAAAACUGCGUUUCACUUUUUUGAUGUGAAAAGCCUUAGUUGAGCUGCUUAAAUGAAUAAGAGGCUCCUUUUCAACUCCUAUGAAAGGUGUUUUUUUAGAUUGAGAAAGGGGAAAACUGACAUCCUCAAGAGCUUUAAGGCCCUUUCCUAGUUUAUCUUAUGUCAGUGUUACUUAUUAAGUGAUCUCCAGUGAUGGUUUGCUAUCAGUGUGAAUAGGUUUUGUUUGUUUGUUUACCACAAGAUCACCAUUUCUUAAUUUUGGUGCUUCUCCAAAAAAUAUUCAUCAGUUUUGUAUUUCAUAUAUGCCAUAUAUAUAUGACAAGUUACAAAAGGUCAAGUGGGGAAGGGAACAUUUCAUUAUCAACAGAUGGAAGAGAAAGGGAAGAAAGUAUCUUGCUUUCCUCAGCUUCUUCCUAUCGCCCCAGAAAACAUAGGUCAAAAUGUAAAUGUCCUUGGUUUAAAUGUUGCUAAAUGAUUUAUACAUAAUAUGGUUUUUCAAUAGGAAUGCAAAGAAAGAGACAACACCUAAGGAAGAUAAUUACUGUGAUAUUGAUCACAGCAUUGUCUGUCACUUCCAUUUUCUAUACCUAUGUCCCUAUGUGAUUUCAUUUCUGCUGACCAUAAAGGAAAGGAAUAUAAUUGUAAUGGAGAGAAAUAUAUUAGUGGUGGCACUUUGGAGCUUAUUUAAUAUGUAUCAUUGGACAUUUCACUACUGGAUUUAAUUGUGAACUGUGGAUUUAUUUUUUCCACUUAAUCUAGUGUCAAUUAAAAGACUAGCUAUGAUUAUAUUUAAUUUGUGGGUAGAUUUUGGAUAUAAACUGUUCUCAGCUUUCCAACAUGCAAUUUAAUUGAGGAUAUUUGAUUUUAGAAGAAAAAUUGGACCAGAUGUGCAAGGAUUCCUUUCUGGGCUUUGACCUGUCAGGCAACUUGUGGAUUGCUAAAUUUGAUUUUUGUUAGACUCACCCAGAAAGCUAGUAGCACAGAAUAAUUUGCUAUUUGAUUUCUGGAUAUAGUACGCAUAUUUAGAAUUCAGUGGUAUAAAAAAGAAAAUCACUACUACAUUAUGUACUGUAGGAAUGGAGUUACAUCAAUUGCUCUGAAUAAAACCACUGAAUAGUAAAAUCUCUCAACAUUUGUAUAUAGCCCAAUGCUAUGUAAAUUUGGCUUUCCUUUGUCCUAACUAAGAUGCUGGUACUUCCCAACGUUUUAUUAAAAACAGUCACACUGGUCUUCGAUUUGAAAGCUCAGUUCAUUUUCCCAUAGAAGAUGCAAACCACAGUUUAGAUUUUGACAACUUUAGAAAUGAGAUAAAUUGGGUGUAAUUGCAGUUAACACCAUCCAAAACAGUUGUAAUCUUAUUGUAAUGUGUUGCCUCUGUGUUAUUCUUUAUGCAGAACUAAAAUUUCCGUAUAGAUAAAAAGGCUUGUAUCUUUCCUGUUGCCCUGUCUUAUGUGUAAAGUACAGAAUGUAUGUAAGCUGUUAAAGUAUUUAGCCUUUCUUAAAUUUUUCUACCAUUUAAACUUUCUAGCAGGAUAUGCACUUAACUACUGUAUUUAUAUCUAAUCAGUGGUUGAUUAUAGUAUUUAUAUUAAAAAAAGUCCUUAAUGAGUGAAAAAGGGAUCCUGGUACUAUAGCAGUACUCAAUAGGAAAACAACUUUGUUUCAUAAUAAAGUAUAUAACUGUACAGGGAUAUAUUCAAGUGUUUAUGACUUGGAGAAAUGUUGUUAGAAUGUCUGGAGUGAAUUAAAGCAUUAUAACUGCUUUCCAAA